This is a messenger RNA of Medicago truncatula (barrel medic), 1891 nucleotides long. Its product is annotated as zinc finger protein ZPR1. Gene Ontology annotation, cellular component: nucleus. NCBI's taxonomy places the organism in Eukaryota, Viridiplantae, Streptophyta, Magnoliopsida, Fabales, Fabaceae. Gene Ontology annotation, molecular function: zinc ion binding. The record is from RefSeq and is a predicted model, not a curated record. Bases 201 to 1679 code for a protein of 492 amino acids. The transcript has 16 exons.
UAGUUCCUUCGCCGUGACCUCUCAACAGAACACAACACAACACAUUACUCUCUCUCUCUCUCUCUCUCUCUCUUUCUCUCGUAUUUUCUGGAACUCAUCACUCUCAUCAGUUACACUUUGAAUACAAAAGACACAAAAUACAAUAGAGUAUUCACUCACUAUUCUAUUCUAUCUAUCGUGCAAAAUCAAAACUCCAAACAAUGGAAGAAGCAAAAAGAGAGCAAAUCGUUGACGUUGGAUCGGUUGUCGAAACUCUUUCUGCUGACGCUUCUGGUGAUGCACCUCUUUACACUCUCGAAUCUCUCUGCAUGCGCUGUCACCAAAACGGAACUACAAGGUUUUUAUUUACUAUAAUUCCUAACUUCAGGAAGAUUUUGCUGUCGGCUUUUGAAUGUCCUCAUUGUGGUGAGAGGAAUAAUGAAGUGCAAUUUGCUGGUGAAAUUCAACCACGUGGUUGCUGUUACUCGCUAAGUAUUCCUGCAGGCGAACCAAAGAUGCUCGACCGACAAGUGGUAAAAUCAGAGUCUGCUACCAUUAAGAUACCCGAACUCGAUUUUGAGAUUCCACCAGAGGCACAACGUGGUAGUCUGUCAACGCUUGAAGGGAUACUAAUGCGAGCUGCUGAGGAACUUCAGGCCCUUCAAGAGGAACGCAGAAAAGUGGCUCCAGAGACAGCUGAUGCAAUAGAUCAAUUCUUGGCGAAGUUGCGAGCCUGUGCAACAGCAGAGUCACCCUUCACGCUUAUUCUUGAUGAUCCUGCUGGAAACAGUUUCAUUGAAAAUCUGUUUGCACCAUCACCUGAUCCAUCAUUGACUAUCAAGUAUUAUGAGCGAACUCCUGAGCAACAAGCAUUACUGGGAUAUGUCGCCGAUUCUACACAGAAUGAAGGUGCUCAUGCUGGAGAAACCGUGGUCGCCAGGAGAGCAGGGGGACAUCCACAUGGGUCAGUCGGGGCAGUAGCUGGUCAUCGAGCCAUUGCACAGAGUAAUAGUGCAGCAAUCGCAGAUGCCUUUUUUCGAUAUAGUUCACCUGAAGAGGUGAUGACUUUCCCAUCAACUUGUGGAACUUGUGUCGCCAAGUGUGAAACUCGAAUGUUCGUCACCAAUAUUCCAUAUUUCCAAGAAGUGAUCGUCAUGGCUUCUACAUGUGAUAAUUGUGGUUACCGCAACUCCGAGUUGAAAGCAGGUGGAGCAAUUCCUGAAAAAGGAAAAAAGAUUACUCUUCGUGUGAAAAAUAUUAAAGACCUGAGCCGGGAUGUGAUUAAGUCUGAUACUGCAUGCGUAAAAGUUCCUGAACUCGAAUUGGAGCUGGGAAGCGGCACCCUCGGGGGAAUUGUUACAACCGUUGAAGGUUUAAUUGUUAAAAUCAGUGAAAGUCUUGAAAAGGUCCAUGGGUAUAGUUUUGGAGAUAGUCUUGAUGAGAAUAGAAGAAGCAAGUGGUUAGACUUUCAAGCCAGGCUAAAAAAGCUUCUUAGCUUGGAUGAAGCUUGGACUCUUAUUCUUGAUGAUGCAUUGGCUAAUUCUUUUGUAGCACCUGCGACUGAUGAUCUAAAAGAUGACGAUCAAUUAACAUUUGAGGAGUAUGAGAGGUCAUUUGAGCAGAAUGAAGAUCUAGGUCUGAAUGAUAUGGAUACCUCUUCUGCUGAUGUGGCGUAUGAAUCAACAAGCAUUACAAGUUGAGUGGAAGAAAGAUAUCUGAAGGAGGAACUUUUGUGCCUUCCAUAGCUAGGAAAUAGAGAGAAAGGAAAUGCUACUUGGCUUGUUUAAUGGCUGGUUUAAUUUGCUUGUCAUGUAAAUGUGACCAUUAACUUAUUGUUAUCCUCUCCUUGCGAUUAGAUUUCGAUAAUUUUGCCCUUUUAUUUAUGAAAAACUUUAGCCAUCUUUUUCGACAA